This is a messenger RNA of Centrocercus urophasianus (Greater sage-grouse), 3892 nucleotides long. RefSeq names its product solute carrier family 15 member 2 (gene SLC15A2). Gene Ontology annotation, biological process: transmembrane transport; oligopeptide transport. Gene Ontology annotation, molecular function: dipeptide transmembrane transporter activity. The transcript has 24 exons. The coding region runs from base 155 to 2320 and encodes 721 amino acids. Gene Ontology annotation, cellular component: membrane. NCBI's taxonomy places the organism in Eukaryota, Metazoa, Chordata, Aves, Galliformes, Phasianidae. The record is from RefSeq and is a predicted model, not a curated record.
UCAGCAAGAAACAUGGGUAAUGAACCUGCCCAAGUGCAUGGAAGAAUGGCUCUGCUGCUAAACAGCAAGGUGAGAGAGAGCCAGGACUGCUCGACAAGGUUCAUCUUCAAGCACAGCAUAGCUGCCUUCAUCUGGUGCACCCAAAGCAGAAGAAAUGGCAGAAGACAGUGAGCUGCAAACUGUGAAAGAAGCCCAAGCUGGAGAUGAUCCCCCCAAAGAUUUCCCUGUUCAGAAAAAAUCUCCGAAACUCUGUGGUUCCAACUAUCCCCUGAGCAUUGCCUUCAUUGUGGUGAACGAGUUCUGCGAGCGCUUCUCCUAUUAUGGCAUGAGAGCUGUCCUGACGCUGUAUUUCAUAAGCUUCUUCCACUGGGAUGAGAAUCUGUCCACUGCUGUGUACCAUGCCUUUUCUGCUCUCUGUUAUUUCACACCUGUCAUUGGAGCUAUCAUGGCAGACUCGUGGUUGGGGAAAUACAAGACAAUCAUCUACCUCUCCAUUGUGUAUGUGGUCGGCCAUCUGAUAAAGUCAGUCGGUGCCAUUCCAUCCCUAGGCAACCAGGCAGUUCAUGUGGUCCUGUCUAUGGUUGGUCUGUUUUUGAUCGCCCUUGGAACGGGAGGUAUCAAGCCCUGUGUCUCUGCAUUUGGUGGGGACCAGUUUGAAGAGGAACAUACCUCUGAGAGAAGCAAGUUUUUUUCCGUCUUCUAUUUAUCCAUUAAUGCUGGAAGUUUGAUCUCCACGUUUGUAACGCCUGUAUUAAGAGGGGAUGUGAAAUGUUUUGGAGAGGAUUGUUAUGCACUGGCUUUUGGUGUCCCAGCAGCACUGAUGGUGCUGGCACUUGUUGUGUUUAUAGCUGGAAGCGGACUGUACAGAAAAACGCCACCACAAGGAAACGUCUUACUUGAAGUGUGCAAAUGCAUUGGAUUUGCUAUUAAAAACAGGCUGAAAAAUCGCUCCCGUCAGAUUCCAAGGAGAGAUCACUGGCUUGACUGGGCAUCAGAACAGUACUCGAAACAACUGAUUGCGGAGGUUAAAAUGGUGACACGCGUUCUCUUUCUCUUCUUACCACUGCCAAUGUUCUGGGCCCUGUUUGAUCAGCAGGGAUCCAGGUGGACUUUGCAAGCUACAAAGAUGAACGCUGACUUUGGAAUAUAUGUCCUUCAGCCUGACCAAAUGCAGUUCUUAAAUCCACUUCUAAUUCUUGUCUUCAUCCCGAUUUUUGACCUUGGGCUCUAUCCUCUGAUAAACAUGUGCAAAUUUAAUUUCACACCUAUUAGGAAAAUGGCAACAGGUAUGAUCCUUGCAGGGAUGGCAUUUGGACUAGCAGCCAUUGUAGAAGUCAAAAUAAAUGAAACCGAUAUGCCUCAACUCGUCCCAAAAGAAAGUUUAAUUCAGGUCCUGAAUUUGGCAAAGAACCCAGUUCAAGUGACAAUCCAAGACCAGAACCUAUUUCAGCAGCCAGUGGAGGCUUUCCAGAACCCGGAUGAGUACUCACAUUUAAUACUGAAUGGAGAGCAACAGAGCCUUCACUUCAUCCUGCAACAUCAAGGAUCGUCUCUUGCUUUUAACUACACCGUGAAGGAAAAAUCAGUGUACAGUUUAAUUGUUUUUGAGGCGGAAGGAAGCCUAUCAAGUCACUUAAUCACAGACUUGAAAACAAAGCCAGAAAAUGGUUUGGCAGCAGUUAGAUUCAUUAACAGUUUGAGCCAAGAUGUCAACCUCACCAUUGACAGCAAACAGUUCAUAUCUGUUCAGAGAAACUGUGGUGUUUCUGGGUACUCGCUUGUAGAGAGGGACACAUAUGAUAAUGGAAAAUGCAUAACUGAAACUGGGGAAUUCACCCUGGACCUAGGGCUGCUUGACUUUGGUGCAUCGUACACUGUUGUGAUAACUAAUGUGUCUGCAGGUGCGGUUCAGACAUGGAAGUCAGAAGACAUCAAAGCCAACAGUGUCCAUAUGGCUUGGCAAUUACCACAAUACUUAUUAAUAUCUGCUGGAGAAGUGAUGUUCUCCAUUACGGGUCUGGCCUUCUCCUAUUCUCAGUCUCCAGCCAGCAUGAAGUCAGUGCUGCAAGCAGGCUGGCUGCUCACAGUGGCUGUUGGGAAUACCCUUGUGCUUGUUGUUGCCCAGGCUGCACCUAUGGCGCAGUGGGCUGAAUUUGUCUUGUUCACUGUUCUACUCUUUGCUGUGUGCAUUAUUUUCUCCAUCAUGGGAUAUUUCUAUGUCAGUGUGGAUCCAGAGGACCUAGAAGAAAAGGAAGAGAAGAAAGAGACCUCAAAUAGAGGAAACAUGAUUAGUCUUGUUACUCAGAAAACAAAGCUCUAACACAUUAUGGGUUGGGAUCUUUUUUAGUUUCUAUCUUUCUUUCUUUGUUUUCCACUCUUCCUCUCUUUCUCGCUCUUUCUCUUUCUUUUUCUCUCUAUUUCUCUCUCUCUUUCUUUCUCUCUUUUUUUUUAUUUUUAUUUUUUUAAUAAUUUUUAACUCAGUAGAUGGUAAGGAAGAAUGGAGACGAUGUUAUUUUAUAAUACUGUGGUUUUUAUUACUCAGAAUGUAGCUGCCAUCUAAGUGGGACAAAAUAGCCCUCUAAAAAACAGUAGGGGGUCCUGAAAUCUGAACAAAAUUCCCUGGGAAAAGUCCUGUGGUAUUGAAUUCCCAUGUAAGUGAAGUCAAUGGAAUUUAGAACCUGCCCUUCUUUCUAAGCAAGGAAUGCUUUCCUAUGAUUUUCUUUUAAGUAUAUAUUUAGGGCAGCAGAGAGGAAGGGUGGAGGGCAUGCCAGCAAAAGGUAGAGAUGCUUGGAGAAAAGGAUAAAAAAUCCCAUGUGGGAUCAGCGAAGAAUAGAUGCUACAGAUGGAAGACUUUUUUUGUUGUUUUUGUUAUUUUUUUACUGCAAUCAUCAAAGACUGGAAGAGUUACAAUCCCCCAAAAUUACAUCGUGUAACUCUCUUUAUGAGUAUUUCACCCCAUUACUGCAAAUUAUGUUUGGUCCUGAUUUAUGACUUUCACCUCCGGGCCCAGAAGUAAUAACAGGGAAUUAAAUGCUGCAGGCUAAACUAUUCCCAAAGCACCACUGAACAAGAUAUGCAUUCUACCAUCUCUCUGAUAUACGGUACUUCUUAGAAGUCUGCAGCAACUGAUAGCAUUCUUUGAUUAGACAUGAUUAGAGAAUUGGUUUACAUUUUUGUACUUUAGGAAUCCAAGCUGUUACUUGUAGUCUUUCUGUAUAUAAAGUCUAUAUUGGACAUUUCCUUUAACAGUUCCUGCCGCUGCAAGUUUAGGGUAUGGCUGUUUUCUCAUCUCAUGCUUCAGUUAUUCUCCACUGGGAGACACACUGCAGCAGUUUCUAUAAAAUUCCAGGCAUCCUACAGUGACUUAAACAAGGAAGCACUUUACCAUCUUUUUUCAAUCUACAAAAGGAUACUGUGGCAUAUGAGAUUUUUCUUUUCCUACCUGAUUUCUGUCUCUCUACCCAUGUAGGUAUGUAGGUAUUUUAGCAGAAUUGUGAGAAUUAUCUGAUUUUUUUUUUUCUUGCUUGCAUGAAGCUGUGAAUUUUCUUGUUCUGCAUUCAAACUGUUUCAACCAUUGCCAAUCUAGUAAAACUCCUUGGACAGUCCCUGCCUUCCUCUGUCACUCCAAGGCUGCAGCUGUGACAAGUGUGGCCUAAUUUACAAAAAGGCUGUCAAUAGGGUCUUCAGGUUCCCAGAGAAUAGACUUUUAAUGAUGCUUUCCUCUUCCAACUUGGCAUUGAACAUAUUAUGAAAUACUUGCUUGGUUUCCACCCUGAAUGGGACUGUGCUAAGGAGUAUGCUUAGCUUGACAUCACUGGUGCUUUAAUUUGCUGCCACUUGUGUAUUGUUGAAUAAGACUGAGACAGCGUCACUUUUUGGUUUCUAACUGGAA